UUUUGGUCAACGGAUGAAAUCAAAUGCGAAUUUUCUCAGCUCAUGCAAACGACUCUGAAACUCUUUACCCAGAAAAAGACACUGAACCAUGAGUUGUCCUUCCAGCAUACAAGGUAGCCAAUAACUAAAAGCGAGGUGUUACUAAACUGAGCUGUUAGAUGAGAGGGGCAGAGAGAGAGAUGGAAGGCGGUGAAGAGGCAUGGCAAUGGCAGAUGAAGGAGAUGGUUUGGUCGGUGGCAGCCAUAGCGAUAAGUUGCACAGUUCUGAUAAUAUGGCAGAAGCUGUGGUUGAAGCCCCAAAGGAUACGAUCAGUUCUUCAUAAGCAAGGCAUAACAGGGCCAACAGGGUCCUUCCUUUUGGGUAAUCUCUCUGAGAUUCAAAAAAUCCAAUCACAGAUCUCCAAUCUCUCCUCUUCCUCAAUUCCAGACCAAUGGGUUCACUCUCUCUUCCCUUUUCUGCAUCAAUGGAGGAAACAAUAUGGUCCAAUAUUCCUGUAUUCUACUGGAAAUAAGCAGCAUCUGUAUGUGGGAGAUCCAGGAUUGCUCAAAGAGUUGAAUCUGACAAGAAGCUUGGAUCUUGGUAGGCCUUCCUAUUUGUCCAAGGCUUUGAAACCUAUGCUGGGAUAUGGCAUCAUCAGAGCUAAUGGGCACAACUGGUCUUUCCAAAGAAACCUUAUUGCUCCUCAAUUUUUCAUCUCCAAGAUUCAGAACAUGGUGGGUUUUAUGCAAGAAUCUACGAAGGAAAUCAUGAGGAAAUGGGAGAGGUGUAUAACAGAAAGUGGAGGGAAAGCUGCUGAGAUUGUGAUUGAUGAUGAUUUGAAGGCUCUUACAGCUGAUGUCAUUUGCAAAGCUUGUUUCGGAAGCUCUUAUGCGCAGGGCAAUCAAAUUUUUGCUAAGCUCGCUGCCUUGCAAGCCGCUCUUGCAAAACCAAACCUACUGUUUGGAUUUGCAAACCUCAGAUUUCUUCCGACCCAGGAAAACAGAGAGAUACGGAGGUUAGAGAAAGAGUUCGAGAAGCUAAUACUGAACGUGAUUGAAGAUCGUAAGCUGGAAAACCAAAGGCUUGUAAAUGAGAAUCGAAAGGACCUCUUACAGUUAAUGAUUGACAGUGCUGUUGACGCCGAUCUCAGUGGAUGGGGAAUCCUAAAGAAGCUGAGACGCAAACGCAAAACCACAAAACUGAUUGUGGAUAUGUGCUCCAACAUCUACUUUGCAGGAUCAGAGACCACUGCUCUCUCGGUUACAUGGACGUUGAUUCUUCUAGCCAUGCAUCCUCACUGGCAAGAACGUCUUCGAUCGGAGAUUCUUGAUACCUUCUCGAACAUGUCGCCUCAUAGCUUCCAAGACACCGAAAAAUUUCGAAACCUGAAACAAUUAACAAUGGUGAUUCAAGAGAGCCUGCGCCUGUACUCACCGGGAAUAAUAACAUCGAGAGAAGCAUUGGAAGACAUAAAGAUAGGUGAAGUGGUGGUCCCAAAAGGAACAAACAUAUGGAUCUUCAUGCUUGCACUGCACAGAGAUGCAGAGAUCUGGGGAGAAGAUGCUGACGAGUUCAGGCCAGAGAGAUUCGAAGGAGGGGUUGCAGAAGCUUGCAAGUACCCACAAGCAUACUUACCAUUUGGAUUUGGAAGUCGGAUCUGUGUAGGCCAGAAUUUUGCUUUGAUAGAGGUCAAGAUAAUGCUGUCGCUGCUUCUGUCUAACUUCUCCUUCUCCAUUAGCCCUAAUUAUCGCCAUUGUCCCUGCUUCAAAAUGCUCUUGAUGCCCAAAUAUGGUGCACCCCUCAUAGUUACCAAGCUCUAGUUUAUAUUGUGGAUCAACUGUAUAAUAAAUAAUCGCGCGCGCUCUCUCUCUGUUGUGCGCGCGCGCAAGCUUUGUAACCCUACGAAACUCGAUAGAAAUUAGGGAAAUUACGAUUCUGCUCAAGUAAUUUGAAGUUUUAAACACAAUAAGGUGUUAUAUUUCA
Prosopis cineraria is the source of this 1962-nucleotide messenger RNA. Its product is annotated as cytochrome P450 714A1-like. Gene Ontology annotation, molecular function: oxidoreductase activity, acting on paired donors, with incorporation or reduction of molecular oxygen; heme binding; monooxygenase activity. The transcript is spliced from 5 exons. The coding region runs from base 159 to 1799 and encodes 546 amino acids. Lineage: Eukaryota; Viridiplantae; Streptophyta; Magnoliopsida; Fabales; Fabaceae. The record is from RefSeq and is a predicted model, not a curated record.